Messenger RNA from Dibothriocephalus latus, 166 nucleotides. Lineage: Eukaryota; Metazoa; Platyhelminthes; Cestoda; Diphyllobothriidea; Diphyllobothriidae. The record is from the annotation of a GenBank genome assembly.
CGGGGGCCGCGGUCUGGCCAACAUCGCCACCAUCACGCCCAAGAUUGACCAACUCCUGACCGACCUAUCUGCCGCGGUGACCUCCAAACUGAAUCCGGCCGCCGCCAGCGCACCCUCCUCUGGCCCCUACGUGCAGGCCCUGGCCGCUGCUGGCCUCUAUCCGUGA